AUGGCCAUCACCGAGCUGCCUGAGCGAAAGAAUGAAGUCGUCAAGUCAAGUGAUGCAUUUGUUGCUCCUGACAUCAAUUCAUUUAGCAAAUCAUUCAGGGAUUAUAAUGCAGAAAGUGAGAGGCAGAAAAGUGUGGAGGAAUUCUAUCGUUUGAACCACAUUAACCAAACGUACGAUUAUGUAAAGAAGAUGAGAGACGAGUACAAAAAAUUGGAUAGAGUGCAAAUGAGCAUUUGGGAAUGUUGUGGGCUUCUGAAUGAGGUUGUGGAUGAGAGUGACCCCGAUUUGGAUGAACCCCAAAUUCAGCAUUUGCUGCAAACAGCUGAGGCAAUUCGAAAAGACUAUCCGAAUGAAGAUUGGUUGCACCUUACUGCUCUCAUUCAUGAUCUUGGGAAAGUGCUUCUUCUUCCUAAGUUUGGAGAACUACCUCAAUGGGCUGUUGUUGGAGACACACAUCCUCUGGGGUGCGCUUUCGAUGAAUCCAUCGUUCACCACAAGUACUUCAAGGACAAUCCGGAUUCGAAAAACCCUGCGUACAACACCAAGAACGGGAUUUACACUGAAGGAUGUGGACUAGAGAAUGUGAUGAUCUCAUGGGGUCAUGAUGACUACAUGUACAUGGUUGCCAAGGAAAACGGGACAACUUUGCCGGAGGCCGGAUUGUUUGUUAUCCGGUAUCACUCAUUUUAUCCUCUACACAAGGAAGGGGCAUAUAAACACCUGAUGAACAAGCAAGAUGAAGAGAAUAUGAAGUGGCUUCAUAUAUUUAACAAAUAUGACCUGUACAGCAAGAGCAAAGUUCAAGUCGAUGUCGACAAGGUUAAGCCUUACUAUUUGUCCCUUAUCAACAAGUACUUCCCAGCAAAGCUAAAAUGGUGA
Messenger RNA from Fragaria vesca subsp. vesca, 879 nucleotides. RefSeq names its product inositol oxygenase 4-like. The coding region runs from base 1 to 879 and encodes 292 amino acids. The transcript has 3 exons. Gene Ontology annotation, molecular function: iron ion binding; inositol oxygenase activity. Gene Ontology annotation, biological process: inositol catabolic process. Gene Ontology annotation, cellular component: cytoplasm. Lineage: Eukaryota; Viridiplantae; Streptophyta; Magnoliopsida; Rosales; Rosaceae. The record is from RefSeq and is a predicted model, not a curated record.